AUGGCGAGCCUAUCGGCACCCAAUGCCUACCUGGGCGAGAAGCCUCAAUCGCGUAGAUCUAAGUCGCGUUCCAAGUCGCGGUCUCCAGCACCAAAUGGCCGGAAGCAGCAAAAGAUGCAGCAGCAGAAAGUACAAGGCUACACCUCUGAGGGAGUGCAGGAUCAUGACAUCUUCAACCUCCCCGGCUCCGACUGGUCAUUGCUGGCCAUAUUGACUGCCGUUGCUGCUGUUGUACGGCUCUUCCGUAUUCAACAGCCGACGAGUGUUGUCUUCGAUGAAGUCCACUUCGGUGGGUUUGCGUCGAAAUACAUCAAGGGCAGGUUUUUCAUGGAUGUCCACCCUCCGCUUGCGAAGCUCCUUAUCACACUGGCAGGAUGGUUAGGUGGAUUCGACGGGAACUUCGACUUCAAGGACAUAGGCAAGGACUACCUGGAGCCCAAGGUUCCAUACGUUACCAUGCGCAUGUUGCCCGCCGUCCUUGGUAUUUUGACAAUUCCGACCAUGUUCCUUACUCUGAAGGCUGCGGGCUGCCGUACUACUACUGCAGCUUUGGGCGCUGGCCUUGUCAUCUUUGACAAUGCGCUUGUAACUCAAUCCCGCCUUAUCCUCCUCGACUCACCCCUCAUCAUCUUCACAGCCGUUACCGCACUCGCCUGGACAAGCUUCAUGAACCAGCACGAACAAGGACCUUCGAAAGCCUUCCAGCCAUCCUGGUGGUUCUGGUUGGCUACUACUGGCGUUGGACUCGGCGCAACAGUUAGUGUCAAGUGGGUUGGCCUGUUUACCAUUGCCUGGGUCGGCAGCUUGACGCUCGUGCAGCUCUGGGUCCUUCUUGGGGACACCAAGAACGUCACGCCACGCUUGUGGUUCAAGCACUUCUUCGCCCGCAUGUUCUGCCUGAUUGUCAUUCCCGUCUCGUUCUAUAUGGCCAUGUUCGGAAUCCACUUCAUUUGCCUGGUCAAUCCCGGCGAGGGUGACGGCUUUAUGUCUUCCGAGUUCCAGGCCACGUUGAACUCCAAGGGCAUGCAAGCUGUUCCCGCUGACGUCGCGUACGGAAGUCGCGUCUCUCUACGCCAUUGGAACACUCAGGGUGGUUACCUCCAUUCUCACAGCCACAUGUACCCGACCGGUAGCAAGCAACAGCAGAUUACCCUCUACCCUCACAAGGACGAGAACAACAUCUGGAUUUUGGAGAACCAAACUCUUCCGAUCAUGCCCGAGGACUAUUCUGGACCGAACCUCACAAGCCCGAAGGCCUGGGAUAACGUAGGCCCCACUUACAUUGAGGAUGGUGGUGUCGUCCGUCUCUACCAUAUCACUACUGACCGACGCCUUCAUUCCCACGAUGUCCGCGCACCUGUCACCGAGGCUGACUGGCAGAAUGAAGUUUCUGCAUAUGGUUAUGAAGGCUUUGAGGGUGAUGCGAACGACCUUUUCCGCAUCGAGAUUGUUAAGGGCCACUCCGAUGGAGCGGUGGCUAAGAAGCGCGUCCGCACUAUCCAGACUAAGUUCAGGCUUGUUCACGUCAUGACCGGCUGCGCACUGUUCUCGCACAAGGUCAAGCUUCCUGACUGGGGUUUCGAGCAGCAAGAGGUUACCUGCGCCAGGCAAGGUACCUUGCCCAACAGCAUCUGGUAUAUCGAGGGAAAUGUUCACCCUUUGAUGGUGGAUGGAGAGGUCGAGAAGGUCAACUACCGUAAUCCCGGAUUCUUCGGCAAGUUCUGGGAGCUGCAGAAAGUCAUGUGGAAGACAAACGCCGGCCUUACUGAAUCGCACGCCUGGGAUUCCCGCCCUCCAUCUUGGCCUAUUUUACGCCGCGGUAUUAACUUCUGGGGCAAGCACAACCGUCAGAUCUACCUUUUGGGUAACCCCGUGAUCUGGUGGAGCUCCAGCGCGCUCAUUGCUCUCUACAUCGCUAUCAAGGGUAUCGCCAUUCUUCGCUGGCAGCGCGGCUACCGUGACUACAGCAAUGUCACCUUCAAGCGUUUCGACUACGAGGUUGGCAUGAGCAUUCUCGGAUGGGCUUUCCAUUAUUUCCCAUUCUACCUGAUGGCGCGUCAGCUGUUCUUGCACCACUACCUACCCGCUCUAUACUUCGCUAUCCUGGCUCUUUGCCAGAUCUUCGACUUCGUGAGCUACCGCUUCAGCGUCUUUGGUCUGAGGCAGUACCCUGCGAUCGGCCAAGCAGCAGCUGUCGGUUUUCUAGCUGUCGCCAUCACGGUCUUCACGGUCUACUCCCCAUUGGCGUACGGCAACGCAUGGACCAAGGAUGCGUGCAACAGUGUCAAGCUCUUCGACUCGUGGGACUGGGACUGCAACAACUUCCUCACCUCUUAUGAAGCAUACAACACUAUGCACUCUGAGCCAGUAGCAUCUAUCGCUGUACCUUCUUCAGCACCACCUGCGCCUCCAGGCCCAGCCGCGCCCGAGGUCGUUCCCCAGGUCCAGCAAGAGCAACCUAAGGAACAGCCAAACCAGCAACCGAUCCAGCAAGCAAAGGAACCGAAGCAGGAGGAUGUAAUGUCUGAGCAAGCGGUAGUCUCCCAGCCACCUCAAGAGCCCCCCAAGGAUCUACCUGUUGUGUCGAAAGAAGAGCGCAUCGAGUACCGCGAUGAGAACGGCCGUAUUCUAGACGAUGAUGAGGUAUCAGCACUUGCCGGUAAGGUCAGCUUCAAGACGCGCUACGAGACCCGAACCCGCAUUGUUGAUGGUGAAGGUCACGAAAUCUACGAAGGUCUUGUAGACUCACAUGGCGAUGCGGAAGAGAACGGCGUUGCACCACCCCACCCUGACGCCGAAGGCCGCAAUCCCGAGACGCAGGGACAAGCCGACGCUCCUGAAGCUAGCGAGGCCCCACCAACUGUCGAGGUCGCUGAAGACCAGCGGAAGGAGAAGAGCGUUGAGCAGCAUCACGAGGAGGCUCAGCCAGCCAGCGAGGCCCAGUCGGCAACGCAAAAGGAGGAGUAA
This is a messenger RNA of Alternaria atra, 2967 nucleotides long. RefSeq lists its product as uncharacterized. Gene Ontology annotation, biological process: protein O-linked glycosylation via mannose. The record is from RefSeq and is a predicted model, not a curated record. Gene Ontology annotation, cellular component: endoplasmic reticulum; membrane. Bases 1 to 2967 code for a protein of 988 amino acids. NCBI's taxonomy places the organism in Eukaryota, Fungi, Ascomycota, Dothideomycetes, Pleosporales, Pleosporaceae. The transcript has 4 exons. Gene Ontology annotation, molecular function: dolichyl-phosphate-mannose-protein mannosyltransferase activity.